Molecule: messenger RNA, 2111 nt
Organism: Sceloporus undulatus (fence lizard)
Lineage: Eukaryota; Metazoa; Chordata; Lepidosauria; Squamata; Phrynosomatidae
Product: vomeronasal type-2 receptor 26-like
Exons: 6
Coding region: 1-1803 (600 amino acids)
Biological process (GO): G protein-coupled receptor signaling pathway
Cellular component (GO): membrane
Molecular function (GO): G protein-coupled receptor activity
Source: RefSeq, a predicted model, not a curated record
AUGAAAAUAAGAGACAAGAAGUCCCAUCAGCACAUCCUGCCCUUCCUGUUUGCCAUUUGGAGGGUCAACCAGAACUCCAGGCUUUUACCAAACAUCACCUUGGGUUACAACAUCUAUGAGAAUUAUUUCAAUGCCAGAAUGACAUCUGAUAUCUUAUUAGACCUGCUUUCUACUGGGCAGUCAAAUGUUCCAAACUACCAAUGUGGAAAACAGGAUAAUCUCUUGACUGUACUUGAAGGAGCUGACUCUCAGAACACUAUCCAAAUUUCAACCAUGUUGAACAUCUACAAAGUACCACAGCAUGGGCUGUCUGUGAAGAAAUGGAUGAUAUGCACAGAGAAUGAGAAGACCUUCUCUCGGGAUGUGGUUGGAGGAAAUGAUUUCCCGGACACCUACAGUUUUUACAACCUCAUUCAUGCUGUGGCACAGGCUUUAAAUGCCGCCCACUCAUCCAGAUCCAAAUGGAUUACAAUGAUGGCUAGAAACAUCUUGGACUUCCAAAAGGUUCAGCCCUGGCAGCUUUACCCUUUCCUAAGAAAGACCCUGCUUUACAACAGUUCCAUGGAUGGGGUGUACCUGGAUAAGAACGGGAACCUGGUGACAGCUAACUUUGACAUUGUGCAUUUGCUGACAUUACCCAAUCAGUCCCUUGCACUUAGGAAAAUUGGACGUGUACAGAGACAAACUUCUCAAGAAAUAAUGUUCACAAUAGACCAGGAGGCCACUGUAUGGUCCACAUGGCCUAACCAGGUUCCACCCCAUUCAAGAUGUUCUAAAAGUUGUCACUAUGGAUAUGUCAAGCUGAUUCAGGAGGGGAAGCCCUUCUGUUGCUACAGCUGUAUGGAGUGUUCACCAGGGACAGUUUCUACUCAGGAAGAUGGAGACUUUUGCACCAGAUGUCCAGAAGAUCAGCACCCUAACAAGGACCGGGAUCAAUGUGUCCCCAAAGUUAUAAUCUUCCUGUCAUAUGAAGAACCUUUGGGAAUCAUCUUGGCUUCGUCUUCCGUCUUCUUUUUCUUAAUUUCUGUUGUUGUGUUAGGAAUCUUCAUUAAAUUCCUAGAAACUCCCCUUGUCAAAGCCAACAAUAGGGACCUCUCAUACACACUCAUCAUCUCCCUCCUGCUUUCCUUCUUAUCCUCCUUCCUCUUCAUUGGCCAGCCAAGGAAAACCAUUUGCCUUCUCCAACAAACUGCCUUCACUCUUAUCUUUUCUGUUGCCAUCUCCUCUGUGCUUGCAAAAACAAUCACCGUAGUGAUGGCCUUUGUGGCCACGAAGCCAGGAGGAAAAAGGAGGAGUUGUUUGGGGAAAGGUCUAGCAAAGACUGUUGUCAUUUCUUGUUCCAGUGUUCAGAUUCUCAUCUGUGUAUUCUGGCUGUGGCUCUUUCCACCAUUCCCAGAUUCUGACAUGCACUCCCAGCCUGGACAGAUUUUGCAGCAAUGCAAUGAAGGGUCUGCAGCCAUGUUCUACACUGCCCUUGGCUACAUGGGAUUCUUGGCUGCCAUCUGUUUUGUGGUGGCUUUCCUGGCCAGAAAGCUGCCUGGGGCCUUCAAUGAAGCCAAGCUAAUCACCUUCAGCAUGCUGGUCUUCUGCAGUGUCUGGGUGACCUUUCUUCCCACCUACCUGAGCACCAAAGGGAAGUACAUGGUAGCCGUGCAGAUCUUCUCUAUCUUGACAUCAAGUGCUGGGCUACUUGGCUGCAUUUUCAUCCCCAAAUGCUACAUUAUUAUACUCAGACCUGAUCUGAAUACAAAGGUGCAUCUCAUGGUAAAAAACAAAGGAGGCAUUCCUGGUUCUAAGAACUAGGAAAGAGCAAGGAUGUCAUUUUAUGGAAUAGCUCCUGUUGGUUCCUCAAAAAACCUGGAACUUUUUCCCCUGUUGCUGGACUUGUAAAUAUGCAACAAGUACUGGAAAAGAGUAUAUGAUACAAUAUGCAACAUUUUAAACAUUAAAAUAUUGGAAUCUUAUCUGUUAGGCAUGUUUGAAGGAAAACUAGUGAAAGAUUUUGGUAAAAUAUUGUUUUAUUUGGUUACAACAGCAAGACUUGCAUAUGCACAAAAAUGGAAGUCAAAAUAUAUGCCAAAUGGUUACUGAAAUUAUAUGGCAGCAUAGAA